AUGGCGCCUGUAUCGAUCAAAUGCAAGCAUCAAGGCACCACGUACGAUCUCGAUGUCGACACCGACUCGACUGGAGAGGAGCUCAAGAUGCAACUCUACUCCCUCACGAACGUCGAACCUGAAAAUCAGAAGGUGCUUGCGAAGAAGAUCGUCAAAGAUGACACCCCACUCUCCACGUUGGGACUGAAGUCGGGCACGACCAUCACGCUCGUGGGCACACCGUCAGCGAACGUUGUGUCUGAAGUGCCGAAAGAGAAGAUGAAGUUUGCAGAGGACAUGACAGAGGCAGAACUGGCGCAGCAAGUCGGUGCAACACCUGCGGGUCUUCAGAACAUGGGCAACACGUGCUACGCAAACGCUACACUCCAGACUCUGCGAGCCGUUCCUGAGCUGGUGGAAGAGCUGAAAUCGUAUAGACCUGGUGCAAGUGCGCCAGCCGCAGGCUCAUCGUCAUCGCUCUUCACGCCUGAGCAGCUCGCACAGCAUGGUAUUGGAGGUCUUGGUGGAGGCGACGACCUCACGUCUGCUCUGAGGGAUCUGUACAGGCAGAUGGGAGAGACUCAGACAGGUUUCCCACCUCUCAUGUUCUUGACGACACUACGGCAGAAAUUUCCUCAAUUCGCUGAGCGCGCAAAGAGCGGACAUGGUUAUGCACAGCAAGACGCUGAGGAGGUCUGGACAAACCUCAUUCAUACUUUGAGCGAGUCGCUCAAGCUCAAAGAGGGCGAUGACGCUGCUGCAGGCUUCAAGAGCUGGAUAGACAAGUACAUGGGCGGCAAGUUUGAGCUGAAGACGACUUGUGACGACGCACCCGAGGAAGAGCCUGUCAUUAACAGUGAAAGCUUCAACGACCUCAAGUGCAACAUCCAGGCCGAAACCAACCAUCUCCGAGAGGGCAUCAGCAUUGCCCUGAACGAGAAGAUUGAGAAGAACUCCCCAACCCUUGGCCGGACCGCCAUGUACACCCGCGUCUCUCGAAUCUCACGACUGCCAAAGUACCUUCCAAUCCACCUUGUCCGCUUCUUCUGGCGUAAAGACACUGGAAAGAAGGCCAAGAUUCUGCGAAAAGUCACCUUCCAGCACGAGAUCGAUGUGACUGAGUUCUGCACCGACGAACUGCGGAAGAAGCUUAUCCCCGUCCGCGACAAGGUGCGUGAGGUGCGCAAGGAGGAAGAAGAUGUUGAGCGUGCCAAGAAGCGCCAGAAGCGGAUGCAAAAAGAAGCAGAGGAAGCCUCCAAGGACGAGGGCAGCGUUCGAGCCGAUGAGCCUCUCCAAAAGAAGAAGGAGAAAGAAGCCGAGAAGACAGCAGGUGCCAGCAAGGACGUUGAGAUGGGAGGUACGGAGGAGAAGUUCAAGACUGACGAAGAGAUCGAAGCUGAGCGUGCUGCUGCCAUUGCCGCCUCGAAGAAAGAAUUGCUUUCCUUGGUUCACCCUGACCUUGCUAAAGACGAUGGCGCCAACCAGACCGGUCUGUAUGAGCUUCGUGGUGUUGUUACCCACCAGGGCUCGUCUGCAGACUCCGGUCAUUACACAGCUUAUGUGAAGAAGGCGGCUGCGCCUGGCAAGACGGAGGAUGGCAAAUGGUGGUGGUUCAACGAUGACAAGGUUCAGGAGGUGGAGAGUGAAAAGAUCGAGACGUUAGCUGGCGGAGGAGAGACCCACAGCGCACUCAUCCUGCUCUACCGGGCUGUUGAACUACCAAACCUGGAGGAGACCAAGUAG
This is a messenger RNA of Zasmidium cellare ATCC 36951, 1722 nucleotides long. RefSeq lists its product as uncharacterized. The coding region runs from base 1 to 1722 and encodes 573 amino acids. Lineage: Eukaryota; Fungi; Ascomycota; Dothideomycetes; Mycosphaerellales; Mycosphaerellaceae. Gene Ontology annotation, molecular function: cysteine-type deubiquitinase activity; protein binding; proteasome binding. The transcript has a single exon. The record is from RefSeq and is a predicted model, not a curated record. Gene Ontology annotation, biological process: regulation of proteasomal protein catabolic process; protein deubiquitination; proteasome-mediated ubiquitin-dependent protein catabolic process.